This is a messenger RNA of Microcebus murinus (gray mouse lemur), 1851 nucleotides long. It is a transcript of the gene WDR4, whose product is annotated as WDR4 tRNA N7-guanosine methyltransferase non-catalytic subunit. Lineage: Eukaryota; Metazoa; Chordata; Mammalia; Primates; Cheirogaleidae. The record is from RefSeq and is a predicted model, not a curated record. Gene Ontology annotation, molecular function: protein binding. Gene Ontology annotation, biological process: tRNA modification; RNA (guanine-N7)-methylation. Gene Ontology annotation, cellular component: nucleus; tRNA methyltransferase complex; cytosol.
UGCGGCGGCGCGGCAUGGCGGGUUCCGCGGGGCUGGCGUUGUGCGGGCAGACGCUGGUGGUGCGGGGUGGCAGCCGAUUCCUGGCCACCUCCACUGCGAGCAGCGAUGACAACAGCCUCUUUGUCUAUGACUGCAAUACUGCAGAGAAGAAGUCACAAGAAAAUAAAGGGGAGGAUGGGCCACCCUUCGUCCCGGGGAGCGGUGCGAUUCUGGCAUCCACCUUCUCCGAGUCUGGCCGCUAUUUUGCUUUAACCGAUGACAGUAAGCGUCUGAUUCUUUUCCGUACAAAACCAUGGCAAUGUCUGAGUGUCAGGGCCGUGGUGAGGAGGUGUACGGCCUUGACAUUCACCGCCUCCGAGGAGAAGAUCCUGGUGGCCGACAAGUCUGGAGACGUCUACUCCUUUUCUGUGUCGGAGCCACAUGGGUGUGGCCGUCUUGAGCUCGGGCACCUGUCUAUGCUGUUGGACGUGGCCGUGAGUCCUGACGACAGCUUCAUCCUCACUGCUGACCGGGACGAGAAGAUCCGGGUGAGCUGGGCGGCGGCACCCCACAGCAUCGAAUCCUUCUGCCUCGGGCACACUGAGUUUGUGAGCCGCAUCUUCGUGGUGCCGGGUUAUUCUGAGUUGCUCCUGUCCUCCUCCGGGGAUGGCACUCUGAGGCUCUGGGAGUACAGAAGCGGCCACCAACUGUACUGCUGUCACCUGGCCAGUCUGCAAGAGCUGGUGGAGCCCUGCAGCCAGAAGAGGCUGGCCGCGUCCAGGAUCGCCUUCUGGCGCCGCGAGGGCUGUGUCGCGCUGCUGUGCGACUGCACCCCGGUGGUCUACAUCUUCCAGCUCGACGCCCUCGGGCAGCAGCUGCGGUACAGACAGCGGCUGUCGUUCCAGCACUGUGUGUGGGACGUGGCUUUCGAGGAGGCGCGGGGGCUGUGGGUUCUGCAGGACAGCCGCGAGGCCCCGCUGGUGCUCUGCAGGCCUGUGGACGGCCAUUGGCAGUCGGUUCCUGAAAGUGCUGUGGUGCAGACCGUCUCCGGCGUGCUUCGUGGGCACUGGGCCAUGCUGGCAGGCUGUGCUGGCGCCGACGCCGGCUUCAGCGGCCUCUACAAGGCCACCUUCGACAACAUGACCUCCUACCUGCAGAAGAAAGAGGAGCGGCUGCAGCAGCAGCGGGAGAAGCGGCAGCGGCGGCAGAGCCCCCCACCCGGGCCCAAUGGGCAGACCAAGGGGACGAGGCCGGGGCCAGCGGCCUGGAGUUGCUGACCCUGGUGGUCGGCCGUGGCUCUCUCAGCACGAGACAGCGGGGCAGCUUGCGCUUGUUUCCCCUCACCCUGGCAGCUCCUUUGAAGAAGAAAAAGAUGGCGGCAGUUAGGUCCCAACCAGCACGGCUCAGGAGGGGAUGGUCUCUUGGGCUCUAGCAUGUUCUGUGUCACUGAGCACAGGCUUUUGUGGGUGUCUGUGUCCCCUUGUUGAAGGGAAGCCGCGCAGGGCUUUGGCUUAACUGAGAGACUGCAGGGGGAGCAGCAGCGCCGCAAAGCACUUGAAUCUUCGUGUUGGAGGCAGCGCGAACCCGCACGAGAGUCACUUGCUGAUUUUUUUACUUUGCCCACAACACCGUUCGUGCCAGCUGCGUCUAUCUCCAGGGGAGAUCAGCAGGCACACGUUUUCGUAGUGACGUGUGGGCCACAGAGACAUUUUCAUGUUGCUCCACAGCCUCCCUCCAGGUGUGCUGCCAGGUAGGUGGCCACCUGCCACAUGGGGACCUUGAAACUCGGCAGAAUUAGCUCCUCUCAGCUGCAGCCACGUUGCCUGUGCUCAGCACGUGGCGCUGACGUGGGAAGUGCAGCAACACGCCUGC